This is a messenger RNA of Lentinula edodes (shiitake mushroom), 1465 nucleotides long. RefSeq lists its product as uncharacterized. The transcript is spliced from 9 exons. Bases 1 to 1413 code for a protein of 470 amino acids. NCBI's taxonomy places the organism in Eukaryota, Fungi, Basidiomycota, Agaricomycetes, Agaricales, Omphalotaceae. The record is from RefSeq and is a predicted model, not a curated record.
AUGGAUGAAGAUGACUUACAAUGUAAAACAGCUGAGGCGUUAAAUAAAAUGAGGACAAUAUGUCUGGGAAACGAGAUCCGGCCCCAUAUCAGUUGCUUCCUUGAGAGAGAAGGAUGGGAGGACAGUGUAGAGAUACGCAAGUUUGAGGAACCUAGCUGUUGGCGAAUGACCCAGAGUGAUGCGAAUGGAAUCUUCGAGGUAAUAUUGCAUAUGCAAGGAGUACUGGAGGAUAAGAGACUUCCACCUAUUCGCGGUGAACUAGGAUUUGCUUACCAGUAUCGGCCAGCACAAAGAAAAGGCUCCAACACCUACGACAAUCCAUCACCCUUCGCGAAAGAUGUCGACUGCGUGUAUGACAUGUACGCCCUCUUUUCGCGGCACGUACCCGGCCUGAAGAUAAUGGCGACAAAGGGGACAGCGGAACGGCCGAUGCUCGAGAUGUCAAAUAGGAUAUUUACUCCAAAGGUAGAGGCCCCAAAUAUGAACCCAGCCACGGUGAAUCCGGAGAUGGAUGAGAAUGGUUUCAUUGAGAGGAUAAAUGCAACGAAUGGAAUGUUUGUAUAUGGAGAGGAGAACAUAGUAGUCUAUGGAGAAGAGAGGAUAGAUGCUACCGGACGCAAAAAAACCGUCCGCAUUCCACCUCAGAGACUGCACGUGGGUGACAUUGUAGACGUCGCGUUCAGUAUGGUUGCAUUUGGAAGAGGAAGUGAGUUGAAGGCAAGAUUAUUGCUUCGCAAUAUUACACUUUUGGACGCAACUCACACACAAAAAUGGCUCAAGGAAAAGGUCAAGGCACAGUCCUUGAAUAUCAGAGUGCAGCCGACCCUCAAGCGACGUCUUGAGUUCGAAGACGACGAAGAAGAUACCAGGAAGCGAAUGAAGGGAAUGGAUAUCGAAAACGACGAAAAUGAGAUCGAAGACAGCGAAGAAGAUGCCAGGAUGCGAAUGAAGGGAAUGGAUAUCGAAAAUGACGAGAACGGACGAUACUUCCGUAAACUACAGCCUCGUAACCUUGGUAGACCUUGGUUGAUCAAAGAAGGGAAGGGUUUGGAGUACCAAUCACUCGCAAUACUGCCUAUCGACGCUGCUAUCAAAGCACAUUUUUGUUUGCAGGCCAUCAUCUCGCAAAUCAAGCCAGCUUUACCCUCUGUGUCAGAUUCCAUAACCUUGAAAAUUGAAAAAUUGCAAGUCCAUGUCAGCUGGGAUAGUACUCUCACAACGACCCUUGAAAACAUUGUUAAAUUUCUCAAAGGGCUUGAAGAUACCCCUCGGGCUCUCACCAAAGCAGAUGACAGGCAGGCCGGGAAAUUUAUCGAGGAAUUGAAGGGAGCAUUCAAUAUCAAGUCGGUGGACUUACCUAUCAGUCAAUAUGCCUUGGAGCUUCUAAAGUCAACCUUGAAGAGUCGAGGCUAGUGCUGUUGAUAUCGAGGGCUCUUUUAGACUUUGGUUAUUUCUUAAAUCUAUG